This is a messenger RNA of Cucurbita pepo subsp. pepo (vegetable marrow), 1701 nucleotides long. RefSeq lists its product as uncharacterized. The record is from RefSeq and is a predicted model, not a curated record. Lineage: Eukaryota; Viridiplantae; Streptophyta; Magnoliopsida; Cucurbitales; Cucurbitaceae.
ACAGGAUAACGUUUAUUUCUCUGGCGGUUGCGGCAGGAAGAAUCAAUAUCAAAAUGGCUUUGAGCUUGUCCUGCCAUGCCGCGCUUCGCCUUCAACAUCAAGUGGCUUCCGGAAACCACAGCAACAAGAACCUCGACAAUGUAAGACGUCUCGUAAAUCGAAUUGGAAUUGCUUCAGUUCAAUCUUCUCCUCUUGAAUCGCUUCGAGAUGGCAACUGGAUCAAGCUUAUUUGCGGUGCAAGUUUCGAGGAUGUGGUUGAUAUUAGGAAUCUCUCUCUUGUUUACACCCUUGCUGGGGUUGAUUGUAUUGACUGUGCUGCUGAUGCCUCGGUUGUUAGUGCUGUGAAUGAGGGAAUUCAAGCGGCAAGGGAUAUCGUUGACGUUCGCAGGCCGUGGGUGAUGAUUAGUGUCAAUGAUGACCAAGAUCUUCACUUCCGCAAAGCUGAGUUUGAUCCUGAGAAUUGUCCACUUGACUGUUCAAGGCCUUGUGAAAUUGUUUGCCCUGCUAAUGCAAUUUCACUACGGGAAGAAAUAAUGAACGAGCCUUCUGAAGUGGCCAGUUUGUCUGGAGCAUUGAAGGGCGGAGUUAUCACGGAGCGAUGUUACGGUUGUGGCCGCUGCUCUCCAGUCUGCCCAUAUGAUAAAAUAAAUCUAGUCACAUAUGUAAGGGAUGCAGCUACUACUGCUGAACUUAUAAAACGGGGCGACGUCGAUGCUUUAGAGAUUCACACCAAUGGAAGGCAAACCACUUCUUUUCAAGAACUAUGGGAUAAAUUAGGGGACUCGUCCAAAUAUCUAAGGCUUGUUGCAGUAAGCCUGCCCAAUAUUGGCGAUUUAACAAUAUCUACAAUGAAAACGAUGUUCUCGAUCAUGGAAUCACAGCUCCGUUGUUCGAACUUAUGGCAGUUAGACGGUCGGCCGAUGAGUGGAGAUAUCGGACGAGGCGCUACAAGGGAAACAAUUGCUUUCGCUGCUCACUUAGCUCUUUCCAAUGACCGUCCUCCUGGCUUCCUUCAACUGGCUGGUGGUACAAAUUUCUACACUGUUGAUGGCUUGAAGAAACAGGGACUUUUUCAAUCCACAUCAACUCGUAAGGAUUUGAUGAACAAAGAGCUAUCAAGUUCAUUGCACGCGUUGAUUGGCGGUAUCGCUUACGGGGGCUAUGCCCGAAAAAUAGUUGGAAGGGUCUUGAGUUCAAUGCAAGCACAAAGUGGAGAUUCCAAUAUUGAAGACUACCCGGACCAUCUCCUGGCUGCACUUGUGGAAGCCUUGGCUUUGGUGGGAACAGUCAAAUGCUAUGAUCCUUCUCUUAUCAGCUCAGCAAAAGCUAACAACUCCUUAAGUUUGUAGUUCAUUUCAAACCACACGUCGGAUACUUUUGUUGUCAUAUCCGUCCGUUUUGUGUUGAAGUACGUUUUUUUGUCGACUACUUCAGUAAACAAGCUCGAGAUAGGAAGACUUAGACCAUAGAAGAUCAAUUGAAACAACAACCACAGAGCAUGCUUAGAAUUCCGAGAGAUCGUCAAAGUCAAAUCCUCACUCUAAUACCAACAAUUGGAAGCUUUGUUCAUAAUGUAGCUUUAGAGAUUAGUUUGAAGAAUACAACAUUUUAACUGAAUUAAAUUUACUGUGGUGAAAUAGGGUGGGAGAAAUGACAUUAUGUGGAAUAAAAGUGGAGAAUUUUCACCUUUUUGGAUAUUUA